UCUAAAUUAAAUUUUUGAUUUUUUGUCUGAGUAUCUUAUCUGCAAAGCGGUUAUCAGGCACAGUCAGAUAACCUCUUAGAUUAUUAGUUAUCCUUUGCUUCAAUACCUCUUGCGAAAUGAUUCUAUCUUCAAUCUCCGAUUUAACCCGGUUUCAAAUAAAGCUAAUUUCUUACUCUGUCCCCUGUCCGAUCUUCCUAUCUCUUAAGAAAAACCCGAUUCUGUACAAAAUUCGGGAUAAAUCACAACAUUCGAACCGAAUUCUUUUCAUUGUCUUGGCCUCCUUCAGUAUUUUCCUUUCAUCCAGUGCAACGUAUCAUUUAACCCGGCCAAAUUUGGAUACCGUGACGAAAGCGUCUAUCAUAUUUUUCGGGGCAAUUGUGCCCAUCGCGAUAUCAAUGACGGUGUCAAUUCUUCACGUCAAUGCGGAAAAUUGUGUCACUAUGCUGAACUUUAUAUUAAUUUAUGAACAAGUCGUCUUCCGGACAAGGGGAUCCGGGCAGAUUCGGAUUUAUCAAAAUAUAAUGAAAGGAAUCGUGACCCUGCUAGCAUUACCGGGGACAAUUCUGGGUCCGGUUUUUCUCACGCUAAUAAAUAUUUUGGAACCUGGGCGAGCCCCGUUUAUUGGUUCGGCCAUUCAGCCUGAUAUGAUGAAUUGCUGUGAAUGAAAGGAUUUUUCACUCCUUGUAAUUUGUACCCUAUGCUCAAUACAAGGGGUGAAGAAAGAAAUCAAGCCAGAUGAAGUGAAAUGAAUUUGAACGAAAAUGAUUGAAUUUGAAUGAAGAU
Folsomia candida is the source of this 783-nucleotide messenger RNA. RefSeq lists its product as uncharacterized. The record is from RefSeq and is a predicted model, not a curated record. The transcript has 2 exons. Bases 117 to 665 code for a protein of 182 amino acids. NCBI's taxonomy places the organism in Eukaryota, Metazoa, Arthropoda, Collembola, Entomobryomorpha, Isotomidae.